UGCCCACAUCAGUACCAGGCUGCAGCACAGGACCAGCUUGGACCAGAGACCCCCCACAUUUGACACCAUGGAACCUUCAGACUGCAAGGACACCCCAGGAGACAGAACCUUCAUUGAGGAAGCCGCUGAGUACCUGCGACACACAUCGGGCAGGGAAGACCUGAGACUGCUGCUGACCGAGGAUGGAGCCUGGGAGGCCUUUGUGGCGGAGGCUGAAUUGUCCAGAGCUGAUGCAGACACUUUACGUGACGCCCUCCAUGCGCUCACAGCAAACCUGGCCGUGGAAGACCAAGAAAGGCUCCAACAUGACCUGCAGGACACGGAGAGUUUUAUGGAUGCAUUUCCCCAGGUGAAACUGGAGCUGGAGGGACACAUCAGGAAGCUCCGCACCCUGGCAGACAAGGUCGACAAGGUGCACAGGGACUGCACCAUCUCCAAUGUGGUGGCCAGCUCGACCAGCACUGUGUCUGGCAUCCUGACCAUCCUUGGCCUCACUCUGGUACCUGUGACAGCUGGGGUCAGUCUGAUACUCUUGGCGACAGGGAUGGGCCUGGGAGCAGCAGCGGCUGUGACCAGUGUCUCCUCUGGGAUCGUGGACUAUACAAGUAAGUCAUUAGCCAAAACGGAAGCCAGCCACCUGGUGUCAACUGGCAUGGCCAAAGUGAAGAUGGUUGCAGACGCUGUGGUUCAUUCAGGACCCCAGGUCUUUUCCUUAUCUGAGAAUUGCUGCCGAGUCCUACGGUGCAUGGAGCAGAGCAUCAAUGCUAUCAAACUCACCAAAGCCAACCCUGCCUUAGCAGCUAGUGCCAAGCGCCUCUUGGCCAUGGGGAGCACCUCUGCCCAAAGUGGUAAGCACGUGAAGAAAGCCUUUAAAGGCACUGCCCUGGCAAUGAGCAGAAGAGCCCGGAUCAUGGGUAUAGCCACUGCAGGUGUGUCCCUCGUUGGGGAUGUGAUCAGCCUCGUGAAACAGUCCAAGAGUUUGCACAAGGGCAAGAAAGCAAAGUCUGCCGAGGAGUUGAGGCAGCAGGCUCAGGAGCUGGAGGAGAAAUUGGAGGUGCUCAUCCAGAUGUACGACAGUUUGCAGGCAGGCUCAACACGGUAACACGCUUUCUCCCCCAGAGCAGUGCGGAAGAUGGGGAGGUGCUCUGGAUCUAGAGACUGAAGCAUUUUUUGUGAGAGGGAAUCAGACCCAUGAAGUUCAGGACUGAGACAUUUGCCCUUUUCAAAACACUUUGUUGUGGUUUUGUUUAUAUGUAUAGGUGUGUAUCUGAGAAUGUGGGUGUAGGUGCCCUCUGAGACCAGAAGAGGGCAUCAGAUCUCCUGGAGCUGGAGUUACAGGAGGUUGUGAACGGCCUGAUGUAGGUACUGGGAACUGAACUCAUGUCCUCGGCAGGGCAGCCGGUACUCUUAACUGCUUAGCCACGUUUCCAGUCAGAGUUUGGCAUGUUCUCUAGCUGGGACCUGUAAGAUCAGUGAUGGUAGGUAAUGGGUGAAGGGAAAAGAAUGGGAGCCUGAAACGAGGGACCAAAGGGGACUAGAGAGUGUGGAGGGGGGGUGGAGGGGGAGGGAAUGCCAGUUUUGGAGUAAAGAGCUUUGGAGGCUUGAAUAAAGAGAGCUGUGUCAGAGCGAGCAAGGAGAAAGCAGGGAAUCUGACAAACCGGGAGUGGGAGAAAGCCAGAGGAAGAAUUCUGGAUGUGGAAGAGCCACUGUGACGUCCUAGGAUGACCGUGGUGGUGGUGAUGGGUGGGGGUGACGGCAGCGUGGGCACAGCAGUUGUCAAGGGGCCAGGGUGCCUUUGAGGACCAGUGAAAUUCCAUUGACCACCUCUCUA
Molecule: messenger RNA, 1831 nt
Organism: Mus pahari (shrew mouse)
Lineage: Eukaryota; Metazoa; Chordata; Mammalia; Rodentia; Muridae
Product: apolipoprotein L2-like
Exons: 4
Coding region: 68-1102 (344 amino acids)
Biological process (GO): lipoprotein metabolic process; lipid transport
Cellular component (GO): membrane; extracellular region
Molecular function (GO): lipid binding
Source: RefSeq, a predicted model, not a curated record